Molecule: messenger RNA, 263 nt
Organism: Cetraspora pellucida
Lineage: Eukaryota; Fungi; Glomeromycota; Glomeromycetes; Diversisporales; Gigasporaceae
Source: the annotation of a GenBank genome assembly
AUUGGCCAUUAUCAGUAAGUGAUUUAAAAAAAACUGGUACUAUUAUCGAGAAAGAAAUUAUCAACAAUAUAAUAGAUAAUGAAGUUGAUACUAAAGUUGAAAAUUUUAAAAAAUACUCAGAAAAGAGUUUUGAGAAAAAUUUUGAAGAACAAUUUAACAAAAAAUAUCAUGAAGAUUAUGAAAAUUCUGAGACAUAUUUUGAAGAGGAUUUUGAAGAGUAUUAUAAAAGCAAUUUUGCAACCAACUUCGAAGAUGAUUAUUAA